AUGGAUAAAAAGUUUGACGACUAUCAAUUGAUCGAACUUAUAAGACAAUAUAGUGUACUGUGGAAUAAAAGACAUUGUAAUCAUAAAAAUAAGUUGCAAAUAGAAAAUGCCUGGGCGACCAUCGCCAGCAUUAUGAUGACUUCAGCGGAGAAUUGUGAGCAGCGUUGGAACAAUAUCAGGCAUCGCUUUGCAGAAGAGAGACGCUUAUCGCAGAGGCCAUCUGGUUCCGAAGCGUACAGUAUUACAUGGCCUCUGUAUAAAUACUGCACAUUCCUGGAAGAUAUAGUAGUGAGUAGAAAGACGGUAGGAAAUAUACCAAAAAAUUCACCAAACAUUUUACAACCAGCAGAAGCUGGAAGUUCCUUGUGGAAUGAUUCCAUAGUAACGGAUGAUAUCACUGACUCCCCGUUGCCUAUUGACACGGAAGUAUCUGCCACGGAACCUUUACCGGAUGAUAGUAGUGACACCACUAGGCCAUCGUCGGCAUUGGCAUCGACAAGUACCAGUCGAGCAAGUCAAGUAAUUGUAAGACAAACUCCAAAACGCAAGAGAGAUGAAAAGAUGUCGGAGUUGGCAGACCUGACACAAAGCAUUAGUAAUGCUUUCAAUAAAUUAGGAGCAACCAGUCAGUCAAAUGAAAUGGAGAAUGAGGAGAUAGUGUUUGGGAGGGCGGUUGGACUCUGCUUAAAGUCUAUCAAAAAGAAAAAAGCCAGAGCACUAACAAAAGCUAAAAUAAUGCAAAUAAUCGCAGAGGCAACAAGUAUUGAUGAAGAUUAA
This is a messenger RNA of Anoplophora glabripennis (Asian longhorned beetle), 777 nucleotides long. RefSeq lists its product as uncharacterized. The transcript has 3 exons. The coding region runs from base 1 to 777 and encodes 258 amino acids. The record is from RefSeq and is a predicted model, not a curated record. Gene Ontology annotation, biological process: regulation of transcription by RNA polymerase II. Gene Ontology annotation, cellular component: nucleus; transcription regulator complex. Lineage: Eukaryota; Metazoa; Arthropoda; Insecta; Coleoptera; Cerambycidae.